This is a messenger RNA of Symbiodinium necroappetens, 2022 nucleotides long. NCBI's taxonomy places the organism in Eukaryota, Dinophyceae, Suessiales, Symbiodiniaceae. The record is from the annotation of a GenBank genome assembly.
AUGGCUCUCAGCUUGGACGGCAGUCUUCCAGCCUUCUUGUCGAGCCGUUGGCCUGGCCCUUGGACUUGGCCAUCUUGGCCCUGGCCGGAGCGUCGAGACAGGACAUGUGUCACCGGCAGUACUGGACGACAUGUGUGGAGCUUGUCAGUCUUUGUCAUCCUGCAGCGGACCCCGCGAGUUCAUGCCGGCAGACGUACCAUCUUCGCGAGGGCUUCCCGGCGUCAGACUGGCAAAGCACUUCAGCUGAGUCGUGAUAUUGGACGGCUGACUCAGCCAGACGAAAUUCUGGCAUUCGUGAAAGACCACGUGCAUGAGUUCAGCUUCGUCCAUGCGGUGUCUUGCUUCAGCCGAUUGGGACGGAUGAGACACAAGACUCGUCAAAGCUGGUCUGCCUCAGAGCCUUUCCAGAACCUUGUAGCGGCAAUUGACGACUUCGGUGAAAGGGGUGAGAUGGAUGCAGAAGCCUUGCGCGCCACCCUCGUAGCGGCGGUCUACCUGGCGAAUGGAGACAUAGUGCGACGGAUGGUGUCGAAAUGCGCUACAGCAUUACUGGCGAAGCUUCCGGCAGCAAGCUUGCCAGAGCUGGCAAACAGCGCCUGGGCUCUCGGGAAGCUGGAGCACUGCAACGAGAAGCUGCUGCGGGGUAUCUCAUCGGAGGUGCUUAGAAAAGUGGCAAUUGGACAGGCGAUGAGUGUGCGGGACGUGCAGAAACUGGUCUGGGCACUGGCAGCCUUUGGUUGGCACGAGGAUCCAUCGCUCUUCCGCUGCUUGAGUGCUAAUGUGCAGAUGCAUUGCAACGAAAUGUCAGCGGUGGAUGCGAGCGUCAUAGCCUUCUCCUUUGCACGACUUGGCGUGGAAGAUUCAGCGCUUUUUCGAGUGCUCUCCCAACACGUACAAGAUCGCCUGCUCGUUGACCUCAAUGCGCAGGGCAUAGCCAAGGUGGCCUACUCGUUUGCAGUUCUGGGCCACGCCGCCGAGGAGCCUCGGCUCUUCCGGGCCUUGGCCGCUGAGUCCGCCAGGCGGAUUGCAGCUUUUGGGGCGCAGGAGCUGGCCAACCUAAUGCAAGCUCUGGUUUGGUGCCGCGCUGCAGGCUGCGCCAUCUUCGCGAGCCCCGAGGUUCAGCGAUUCCUCGCCUUGGCUUCAAGAAGGUGCAUGGAGCUGUGCCCUUCCGCUAUUCCGAAGGAUUUGUGCUGCUUCGCAUGGUCUUUUGCAUCGUUAGGGAGCCACUGCGACAUAGUUCUUCCAGCUGUGGCCGAAGCCUCCAUCUAUCGAGUUCCCGAUUUCGAUCCUCGAUUUCUGAGUGGUCAGCUAGCCUGGGCUUUCGCAAGUACAGGUACCGUCAACCCGGCAUUGUUCGAUGCCAUUGCCGUGGCCGCUUUGGACCGCAAGCGUUCAUAUGCACCACGAGACAUAUCGAACCUUGCCUGGUCCUUUGCGAUGUUGGGACAUCGAAGCCUCGUCCUGUUCGACUCCUUGUGCGGCAGGGCUAUAAUAGCCCUCGAGCGGUUCAACAGCCAGGACCUGGCCAACAUGUUGUGGGCCUACUCUCAUCUGGGCAUUCGAGCACCGGCGCUCUUCGCAGCGAGCGAAGAGCGGGUGAAAGCAACUAUUUCAAGGCCCAGUCUUCAGGAGCUUUCCAGUAUUGCCUGGGCAUACGAAAACGCCGGCAUGAUGAGCUCCGCUCUUCUGCUGGCUAUUGAGCGCGAGUUCGCAAAGAGGUUGCUUCUGGGACCUGGCAAAGCGCGGCCUGCGCAACGUGCCCGCGAUGUGAAAGCACUCUUGAGACAGUUGAGGUCGACAGGUCUUCUGCGGCAUGACAUUACAAAGACAGCAAAAGCGGAGCUUCAGAAGCUUGGAAAAAUGCAGGAUGCGGUGAUGCCUGUUGAGUGCUCGCGCGGACGAGGCCUCGCCGUCGGCGCUGAGCUUCCCCGUACCGCGCUGAGACCAUGCGGCUUUAUUGAUUUGUAUCUGCGCCUGUGGCUGUCGCCACUCCUGUCCGAGUUACGUUGCGUAAGACCCUAG